This is a messenger RNA of Anneissia japonica, 1493 nucleotides long. Its product is annotated as mediator of RNA polymerase II transcription subunit 1-like. Gene Ontology annotation, cellular component: mediator complex. The record is from RefSeq and is a predicted model, not a curated record. The transcript is spliced from 8 exons. Gene Ontology annotation, biological process: regulation of transcription by RNA polymerase II. Gene Ontology annotation, molecular function: transcription coregulator activity. The coding region runs from base 627 to 1493 and encodes 288 amino acids. NCBI's taxonomy places the organism in Eukaryota, Metazoa, Echinodermata, Crinoidea, Comatulida, Comatulidae.
AUUCUGUUUUAGAUGGAUUCAAUUUAAGCAUGUUGCUGGUCAUCCAUUUAUGAAUAUGAAUGACACAAUUUUGAACUUUCUCAAUUUUAGAUGAAGCGUUUGACUGGUUAAAAGGAGUGAAUAUUUGAAUGUCAUCAGCAUAGAAAUGGAAAUGAAGUCCAUGAGAUUGUAUGAUAUUUGAAACAGGUGACAUAUAAAGAAGAAAUAAAAGCGAUCCAAACACACUCCCUUGCGGCACACCAUAAUACAGGGGCACGUGUUCAGAAACUGAAUCAUCAAUACUAACUUUCUGAAAACGGGAUGAAAGAAAAGAAGAAAACCAACGAAGGACAACAUCGGUAAAACCAAACUGGAAAGCGAGUCUACGGAUGAAAAUAGAAUGAUCAAUAGUAUCAAAAGCGGCAGAUAAAUCUAACUGAACAAAAACGACUGAUUUACUCAUAUCAAUAAAGGAGAAUAUAUCAUUAAGAAUGGAAUUAAGGGCAGAUUCAGUGGAGUGGAACGGUUUGUAAGCAGAUUGAUAGAUGUAUUUAAGAUUAUGCUGGCUGAGAUAGUUCGAUAUUUGAGACGCUACGCAUUUCUCAAUACAUUUGGAAAUAAAUGAUAAUUGGAUAUAGGAUGGUUCAAUGUCUUUACCAACUAUGGUGGAACGUUUGAAAAGUCAAGCAAUACAAGCUGGCCUUAAAUUCCAUACAAAUCAAAAUGCAAGAGAAGUUUUUAUCAGUUCUGAUGUGUUUUACGUUGAGGUUUUGUUGGAGAGUAGUGGCAUAGUGGAGGAUGUGAAGAUCUACCGACAAGAUGAACCUGUUAGUUGCCAUGAGAUGCGUGACUGCUUAAGCCAGAGCAACUUUAAAGGAUUUUUAGAACACCUGAAAGGACUUAACAACUUCUACCAACUGCCAUGUGAAGUCUCUGUGAAACGGGAUGCCUUCAAAUGUCUUCAAACUCUAGAAGAUGAUCUCAAGGAAAUAUUCAAUAUUAGCUGUUUGACAACUUCAAAUGUAAUGAUGUUAAUUCUGAAAGGGUUAGUGGGUUUUGUGACACCAAGAAUUGGAGGUUAUCCGAUGCGUUUAACCUUCUUUGUGUCACCUUAUGAUUUGUUGAAUGUCGAGAAAAAGACUUCAACCAUUCUUAAUAUGUCAGUUAAUAAUAGCGAUCCAGUAGAUGUUAUAUACAAGAAGGCGUUUGGCACAGUUCCACAUGAAAGCUUGAAAACUAAACUCAAAGCCAAUGGUAUUACUGGUAGGGUUUUAAUUUGGAUAUCCAAUUUCCUUAGUUCGAGGCAACAGAGUGUUUCCGUGAAGGGCCACCUUUCAUCUAGGCAAGAAGAAACAAGUGGCGUCAUACAGGGUUCAGUAAUUGGACCAAUACUUUUUCUUAUCUUUGUAAAUAACCUACUUGAUGGUAUCAACUCAAGCGGCAAGCUGAUGACGCCAAGAUCUACCGACGAAUUUCUUCCCCUGCCUAUGAUGACUUACUCCAAGAAGGCAUAA